This is a messenger RNA of Oreochromis niloticus (Nile tilapia), 1049 nucleotides long. RefSeq names its product basic leucine zipper transcription factor, ATF-like 3 (gene batf3). Lineage: Eukaryota; Metazoa; Chordata; Actinopteri; Cichliformes; Cichlidae. The record is from RefSeq and is a predicted model, not a curated record. Gene Ontology annotation, biological process: regulation of transcription by RNA polymerase II. Gene Ontology annotation, cellular component: nucleus. Gene Ontology annotation, molecular function: DNA-binding transcription factor activity, RNA polymerase II-specific; RNA polymerase II cis-regulatory region sequence-specific DNA binding. Bases 365 to 733 code for a protein of 122 amino acids. The transcript has 4 exons.
AACCUCCAGGGUGAAAGUCUUGUGUCUUACCAGGUUUUUUUUAAUAGAAUCUGCUUCGUCUGUUGAUUAUCUCAGUUGGAUUUCUGGUAGUCCUGAAGAAAGACUUCUUCCAUAUGCUAAAUACAGGUUAACCAUGGGGCCCCCCAAGUCACAUGACUUACAUUAACUCUCCUCACCACUUCUUUAAAAAAGGCAGCGAAAUUGAAAAGUAAGCUGAAGUGAAACUCGAGCUAGUUUUCUACCCGGUGUGUUUGAACUUGACUGGACUCAGUGCCCAGCACACACACACCUAUCAGUCUCCUGACAGAACCAGUGUUCAGAAUACCGUCCUCUUUCCUUUUAGGUUUUGAUUUUAAAGCCUGUGAUGUCAGACUCUGGUUUUUCAUGCCAGUCUCAACAGAAUAACAUCAGCACCAACCAGCUCUGUGAAGGAUGGGAGUGUUCGGAGGAUGAGGGGCGGAGGAUGAAGAGGAGAGAGAAGAACAGAGUUGCAGCUCAGAAGAGCCGCAAAAGACAAACUCAGAGAGCCGACCUGCUGCACGAGGCCUGUGAGCUGCUAGAGCAGAGGAACAGGAAGUUGAGGAGGGAGGUGGAUUCUCUGUCAGAGGAGCAGCACCUGCUGACCGAAGCUCUUAGAGCCCACGAGCCCUUCUGUCCCAUCAUGCACUGCUCCUUUGCCUCCUCCACCUCUUCCACCCUGCAGCCCGAGAACAUGGCAGCCCGUUCUGUUUGAGGCAGGGAACAAAGUUUCUGAAGACGAGUUAAACUUCUGAAUGUAUCUGAGAGUUGGUGUCUCUGUAAUGCUGCAGUGAACCUCUAGAGAGCGCUGUUCACCACGCUUAAACACAGUGACGAUGCAACAGGUUUGAGCUGCUGCUGAUCUCAAAUCCCGGUGAAGAGCGUCCUCUGGUGGUGUUGUUACAGAGCUGAUCAUGUUACUGAGAGCAGACCUGAGCUGCAGCAAAUACGAAGCUAUCAGUCGAAAAGCAACGUCAGUGUAAUAUUGUUGUCUUUGUUGUGAUCAGAAUAAAGUACUGACUCAUUUCUAU